GGAAAAUGUCUCUCUAUGAAUCCUAAAAAAAAGAGUUGAUAUGACCUCUGGUGUCUUCCUGGAGUCUCUGCACUGAGUGACACGAUCCUCCACCUUUCCUCUAUCCCAGAGUGUAAGAUUUGAGAAGACGAAAGACAAGAAAGUAGAGAUGAGAACAUUAGACCAUUUGCUGCUGUGGAGCAAUACGUAGAAUGGAAAACACAGAUAUUCCGUCCCGGAACCAGAAAACGGUCACAUCCUCAUUGGGUUUCUUAUGGAAGUUGCAUGGGAUCGUAACGUCCUCUCCAAGGGAUACGGAUAUAGAGGCUUCAUCUAUACUUUGCAGUUCUCCCAGACCUGGUAGACGGAGCUCCCUCCUCCCCCCUCUAUAGACUUGUACUGGCUUGUCUUGCAGACACAGGACAAAGGUGACUCGAUCUCUGGCCCCCGUCCAAUAGACCUUUAAGAUGGACCAAGAAGAUGGGGGUUUCCAUUCCAUGGGGGCCAUGUCAAUCAUUGGAGCGGAGGAUGAGGACUUCGAGAAUGACAUUGAACCAGUAAGGAAUGUGGAUGACCAGCAAAGUUAUUUCCAGAGUAUUGAGCUGGUAAAAGAUCACCCAGCUUACAUUAUGGUCUUUCUUCACCAUGCUGUUCUUCAGUUUGACCCAAGCCCAUUGCUCUGCUUCUUACAUGUGGAGAUGUUAAGAAGCCUUUCAGCCAAAGAGGGAAAGAAAUCCUUUACAGAUUUCUACAACACGUUCCUGAUGAAGGGCGCAGUUUUGCGCGUCCCGAUUCCGACUAACGUGUCCUUUGAACUGGAUCGCACAAGGUUAGAUCUUAUUCAAGACGAGACGCUGAAGAAGUAUUUAAGUGAGAUUCAGAGUCAUCAGAUCCCAGAGAUCUGCAGACAGCUGGAAGAUUUCAGGGCCAAACGGGUACUUGGUAUGACUCCUGGGGAGCAGGAGCUUAGAGAACUGGAGUCCUAUACGACCAAUGACAGAUAUAUAUUACAGUCCAAAGAAAAACAGCUGGCGGAACGUCUACUGGGGAAGCUGGAAGAUAUGCACCCAAACAUCUCUACGGACGAGGAGAAAAGUUCUGCCAUCGUCCAUGCCAUAGCUGCAUACAUGAAGCACAUCGGGGUGAAGACCAAGGCGGCGGAUAGCAAAAAGAAAAGUGGCUUUUUCAGGAAAAUGGUUUCUGCAAAGAAGCCAGAUGAGCCCAUGAAACCUAAGAAACCUUUCAGUAUCUGGAACCGUAAUGAGACUCCGCACAAUGUUGACACCAGAACCACAAAGGUUGAGGCUGAAGUCGACAAACCAGCCGUUCCGGAGAGAAAGAUCAGUCAUGGGCAGAGGACCUAUGACCGGAGUGACAGCAGCAACAUAGUAAAGCCUAAGAUGUCUAUAGACAGUCCUGACCCGGGAGUAUCGGUGACCAUACAUCCACCACCCAGUGACCCCAGUGACAGCGACACAGUGUCUGAUGGGACGUCCUCUUUUGAUAUUACAGACGUGUCCAAGGGUUCUCCAACAACAGAAUUCUGCCCGACAGAUCAACAAGAAGACAGUGCAGAGAACGACAGACGGAAGAAAAGGCAUUCUAGUAAGCUGGGGCGCUCAGAGAGCUUACGAGUUUACGAGCGCAAGCGUUCCCAGCGAGGUUCAGCCAAAGGCAAGCAGACGCGCUCUCGCAGCGAUGUGGAUCUGGAGGCUGCCGCCCGAGCCAACGACCUGCAGGUCUCGUCAAGCAAGUCAAAAUCAGGCAGUGCCACUCCUGAGCCUGGAGGGAGCGGAGAGGGUCAGCAGUCCUUUCUGCUUCCCCAGUCUGAGGAGACUGAGCCGCGCGUUUUGGAGGCCGAGAAUGACCCCCCAAACUGGAGGGAUCUCGUCCCCCCUGAAACACUCCUCAGGCUGAAGAAAAGCGAAAUCAAGCGGCAAGAGGUCAUCAAUGAACUGCUGUUCACUGAACACGCCCACGUGCGGAUGAUGCACGUGUUGCACGACAUCUUCUAUAUUCCCAUGAAGAAUGUCUGGAUCCCCAAUUUGGAGCUUGAGAACAUUUUUCCGAGUCUUGAUGACCUUAUUGAGGCACAUGCUUUGCUCUUGGACAACUUGAAGAAGCUGCGCUUGGAAAAUAACUCCAUCAUCCAGGAGAUUGGGAGCACCUUGCUGCAUCGGUUUGAUGGUACUGAAGGACUCUGGUUUCAGAAGAUCUCCUCAAGGUUUUGCAGUCGCCAGCCUUUUGCUCUGGAGCAGCUCAAGCAGAAGCAAAAGAAAGAUCCUCGAUUUACACAGUUCAUUCAGGAAGCAGAAAGCAAUCCACAAUGUCGGCGUCUACAGUUAAAGGAUAUUAUUCCGUUUGAGAUGCAGAGGUUGACCAAAUAUCCUCUUCUGCUGCAGAACAUCGCUAAUCUAACUGAGGAAGAAGAGGAGAAACAGCUGGUACAGAAGGCAGCUGAAUGUUGCCGGCAGAUCCUGAACCAUGUUAACACCGAAGUGCGAGAGAUGGAGAACCAAAUGAAACUGAUUGACUACCAAAGACGUCUUGAUGUGUCGAACUUAAAGCAGAGCAAUGACCCGCUGUUAAUGGAGUUCAAGAACAUCGACAUUACCAAGAAAAACCUUAUAUAUGAAGGAGCCCUUACCUGGAGGGUCAGUAAAGACAAGUCCGUCGAUGUUCACGUUCUUCUCUUGGACGACAUCUUGAUGCUUCUUCAGAAACAGGAUGAACGUCUAGUCCUGAAGUGGCAAAGUCGGACAAUCACCCCGGCUCCGGAUGGGAAACUCAUGCUGAGUCCAAUCAUUAAGCUCAACACCUCAAUGGCCCGGGAGGUGGCUACUGAUAAUAAAGCGUUCUUCGUCAUAUUCAAGUGGGAGGAUAGAGCACAGAUCUAUGAGCUGGUAGCACCUACCACAUCCGAGAAAAAAAUAUGGUUCUCCCUGAUCAGUCAGAAUACCGGUCGCCUGGAAAGGACUGCUUGUUUAAAACCAAGACCCUCAUACAGUAGUCCAGCCAUGCUUCCACAGAGCCCAAGCGACUUUAAUGAUCAAUUACUGGGAGGUUCGGAAAAUGGAGGCUCCAUGAAGGUGUCUGUAACAAAGGGCGGAAAGGAGGAAUCUCUUGAAGACGGGGGCUUAGGGAGUGAAGAGGGUUCUGCAGACCAAUCGUCAGAACAUCUCCUGGAAGAUGGCUUUCAGGCCUACAAACUGAGCACAGGAGGAAAUGUUGCCAGUGAAGCGCUAGAAGAAGUGUCGGUGUUGAAGAGGUUACUUGUACGUAAUAUCCGUCUAAGUCUGGAUGCCGAUUCUCUACCAAACCUCGACAGCUGGUCAGACAAUCCCCAGGACGAGACUAGAGUGUCGGCACAAACAGAGAAGACCACUAAUGGUGAUCAGGACGAAGAUGCUGCGGCAGAAUCUGACCGGGACGCCAAAGAGCAAGGUCCAAGAGAUGUCGGAGAGUCUCUUUGUGCUCCAAUCGUAUUAUCCCAAGAACAAUCGGAGGAAGUUAGAAGACGUAUCCUCCUACUGGAGCAGAGAGUGCAGCAGCUCAAGGUAAUAGAGGAGGAUUAUAUCCACCUACAGAGGACAGUUGCCAAACUUACUGUAUCCCAAGGAAGCUUUACAUGAAACAGGUCAUAUUUUUCAUAAAGAACCCCCUCAUGGUUAACUGUGCUACACACCCUGCCAAAAUCGAUGGUGACGCAACCUCCAUGGUGCUUCCGCCAGGAAAAGGAUGAUCAUCAGGGUGGGGAAGUAUGGGACGAAAAUGGACCGCCAGUCAUAGGAUGUGGGUGGGUGGGAGGCCUCUUGUUAUUAGAGGGGACCUGGUUAUAUCCUUUUUGGAUGACACACAAGUGCCUUAUUGCUUUUAUAACUUUUGAGGUUUUUUUUUUCAGGGACUGUCGGAGGGCUGGGGAGGGCUGCUGGAAUAUAUAUAUUCAGUGUUUUUUUUUUAAUAUAUAUAUAUAUAUCAGAUAUAGAAAUUCUUAUCGUAGCUGUACAGUAAAGAUAUCUUGUCUGCUUGCUAGACUUUUUUUUUUCCCCCACCUUAAUAAAGUUUAUAUAAAAUAAUAAAAAAACAAAACAAAAGGGCAAAGAAAAAAAAAAAGAAAAACCUCCUUUAACUCUAUGAGCAGUACGAGGUUUCUCUGUAGUGUGGAUGCUUGGAUAUGAAUGGGAUAAAGAAAGUGUGGAGGGAUUAAGGAUUUAAGGGGUUACAAGAUGAUUUAUGAAGACGAUGCAUUGGUAAGAGAGUUAGGGGGGAUUAGAUAUGACAAUUUUGGGGGUCUACAGCACCCAGCCAGAAGUUUUAGUUCUGCAAAAGCUGGAAAGACAACUAUUUAAUUGGAUAGUAGUCAUUAUUGGGCCCAGUCUACACAGCGGCUUUUAAUUGGGGCAUUACCAUUGGUCGCAAGUGGUCAGGAGUCUCCUUGUAGUCGUAGCCAAUGAGGGUGCAUUGGUUCUAUCAGCGCUCAAGUCCUGCAGGAACGUAGGGGAACAGCGUUCCUGCACUUUUUCAAUGGCAGGAACACUGUUCCCAUUAGCACAAGUCCUGCAGGACCAGCCCUUAAAGAGGUUAUCCAGGAAAAAAAACUUUUUUUUAUAUAUAUAUA
Molecule: messenger RNA, 4597 nt
Organism: Hyla sarda
Lineage: Eukaryota; Metazoa; Chordata; Amphibia; Anura; Hylidae
Gene: ARHGEF1
Product: Rho guanine nucleotide exchange factor 1
Exons: 36
Coding region: 447-3611 (1054 amino acids)
Biological process (GO): intracellular signal transduction; G protein-coupled receptor signaling pathway
Cellular component (GO): cytoplasm
Molecular function (GO): guanyl-nucleotide exchange factor activity; G protein-coupled receptor binding
Source: RefSeq, a predicted model, not a curated record